AUGACAGCCAAGCCAAGUGAGGAUCAAGGAUCUAAAGACCAUGACAAGAUCGAACGCCGUAAAAGGCAGAACCGGAUAAAUCAAAGGACUUACCAUGAUGGACAUGACGUCUCUGCUGCAAAACCCCAUGCCUCGUUAGACCGUUUCUCAGAUAAGCCUCUGGUACAUCCUCGAACGGAUUCUCUUGACAUCAUUGCCUGUUAUUUAGCCCCGAGAGGUGCCUGUGAACGGGCUGUAGCUUUCAGAAAAUAUGCCUUUCAGAGUUACAUUACUGGCUCGCCAAAGACCGACCACCUGCUGACCCUGACCAAGAUCAACGUUCAUCGUGCCUUGGUCGAGAACAUGGCUGCAUUAGGCAUGGACAUGAAUUGGAUGAAUGCUGACGCCGUAUCUCCAUUUUGCACAUCUCAGCCAUGGCCCCCCACAAGUAACACAAUUAUCCCGGCGCACCUUCGACCUACGGAUAUCCAGUGCACUGUACCACAUCACCCAUGGCUGGACUUCUUCCCACAUCCUAGGAUGCGGGACCAGCUGAUAGCUGCGGGGGAUGGGUUUGAUGAUGAGCAGCUCUGUACGGAUAUCAUGGGAUUUUGGAGCGACGAGAAGGAUAGUCCAGGGCUGGUGAUUUGGGGGAAUCCCUGGGAGGUGGGCAAUUGGGAGUUGUCAGAGGGAUUUCUGAGGAAAUGGGGGUGGGCUGUUAGAGGGUGUACGGAGUUGAUUAGGUCGACGAAUUAUUGGCGAGCGAUGAGGGGAGAGAAACGAUUAUCGAUGCAUGCUUUGCUAUGA
Messenger RNA from Aspergillus sclerotioniger CBS 115572, 786 nucleotides. RefSeq lists its product as uncharacterized. Bases 1 to 786 code for a protein of 261 amino acids. Lineage: Eukaryota; Fungi; Ascomycota; Eurotiomycetes; Eurotiales; Aspergillaceae. The transcript is spliced from 2 exons. The record is from RefSeq and is a predicted model, not a curated record.